UUGGUGUUGUUUAACGAAGCCGGAAACGAGGUCCUGAUCUUGUCGCCAUUGUCCGAGUUUAUGAUCACAAAUCUUGAACGACGAGAAACCAAACCAGGCGAUGUUGGAGCCCUGGAUUUUGGUCUUAUGGGCAGUAUCACACGGAUUGAAGCGCCUGGGCUUAACUUGGAGAUCAUUGCAGCGUUUGGAACGAAUUUCCAAGAGGCCUUCCAAAAUUGGGGAAACUACCUUCGAGGCUAUCAUGGGAAAGUGAUCGAUCAAGACAAAAACGAUCUAGUCAACGACUACUUGGGUUAUUGGACUGACAAUGGAGCAUUUUACUAUUAUCGCACCUUGGAGGGCAAAAAUUACGAGGAGACCUUGAUUGAACUGACUGAUUUUUUUAAGCAAUCAGGGGCAUCCAUUCCCGUUCGUCAUCUGGAGAUUGAUUCCUGGUGGUAUCCAAAGGAUUUUUUGCUGGCCGUUGAAGAGUGGUCGGCUUUGGAAGACAUCUUUCCUAAUGGCUUGGAUUUUCUUCAAAAUCGAAUUGGUCUCCCUAUUGUUGCCCAUAACCGCUAUUGGUCCAGGAAUACAACUUAUGCCAAAGAAAAUGGCGGUGCCUUCGACUUUAUUAGAGAGAUCGUGGCUAUUCCCCAAGACCAGGAUUUCUGGAACUACUUCUUUCAAGAAGCCCGUAAAUGGGGAUUGAAAGUGUACAAUCAAGAUUGGCAGGACUACCAAAUCGCUCUUAUGAAUGCCACGGUGACUGAUUUGAGAGUGAGCAGAAAUUGGCUGAAUCAAAUGGCUCUAGGAGCGGAGCUCAAUGACAUUCAGAUUCAAUAUUGCAUGACUUUGCCGAAAGAAGCCAUGGCCAGUGUCGAGACCAAUAGUGUGACUCGAAUCAGGGUCUCCGAAGAUUAUCUCUUGGCUGAAGAUCAAUGGCGCAUUGGAAUCACCAGUCUUUUUGCUCAUGCCCUCGGUUUAAAACCUUUCAAGGACGUGUUCUGGACCAGCUCGAGAAAUGGAGGCAACAAUUAUUAUUACGAUUGCAUGGAGGUGGCUCUGGAUGCGGAUCCCAAUGUCCCAUGGCCAUUGAAUUAUAGAUAUGUUGGGCAAGCUAGCGUGACAAAAUCUGGACACAGUUGUAUCCCCUGGUCAACCCUGAACCUACAUUAUGCCUAUCCCUUGGGAGAUUUGGUUCGGAAUUACUGCCGGAACCCAGUCGGGCUUUUGGCCGGCAACGGACGGCCAUUCUGUUUCUAUGAAGCUGAUCUCUCUAAACCGAUGUCCGAGUGGAAAUGGGAAAACUGUGAUGUGACCAUAUGUGACGAGGACUGCACUCGAGAUCAAUCUAUGGUCAAUGCAACCUUUCCUUACUGUCCAGAGCUUGUGGAGCCAAAUCCGGAAUUACAGGCUGCUGUGUCCACUCUCUCUUUGGGCGGCGUUGGUUUUGGAGAUCGAAUGGACGCUAUUGAUGAAUCCGUGUUGGCCAAGACUUGUCGAGAGGACGGGAAGAUCUUGACCGUGGAUGAGCCAGCACUAGCAGCCCCCGUACAACUACUCGAAAUGGCCUUUUCUGGUCUCCAUUUGCCUGAAAAUCCAACAUCCUCCGAGAUUGGCGAGAUCUGGAGCUCAUUCGUGUCGCUAGACGGCCUCAUUUACGGCGUGGUUUUUGGAGCGGAAAAUUCAAUUUCAAGACCAGUCACUCCAUGGCAAUUGGGGCUCAAUCUAACCCCAGGAGUUCAGUAUGUGGUGGCAAGGCAUUAUAACUCGGAGUCACUUAUCCUACUAGACGAUUCACAAGAGCUUUCUUUGGAGCUGAUGGAAGAGCAUGAGUUUGAGCUCUUGUAUUUUGUUCCCAUGAUGGAGAUUGAAGGGUUCCAGAUUGGUCUCCUUGGCGAGCGCCAAAAGUUUGUGCCUUUCUCAAAAGACCGUUUUAUUGGAGUGGGAUUAAGCAACCAGUUUCUCACCUUGAAAUCAACUGGAACGACAGAGGUCACUUUGAUCUUGAAGAGUCAGGGAGAGCUUAGCUCAAAGACAAUCAAUUGUGCAGAAUCAGAUUCAUCCGCUCAUGUCACUUACACCUAUGAUUUGAACACUGAAGAGUCAUUUUGCUCGUUUAAUUAAGAGUAAAUACAUCCUGGAUCCAACUCA
This is a messenger RNA of Tigriopus californicus, 2133 nucleotides long. RefSeq lists its product as uncharacterized. NCBI's taxonomy places the organism in Eukaryota, Metazoa, Arthropoda, Copepoda, Harpacticoida, Harpacticidae. The record is from RefSeq and is a predicted model, not a curated record.